Messenger RNA from Aspergillus chevalieri, 2904 nucleotides. RefSeq names its product nuclear import receptor MTR10 (gene MTR10). The record is from RefSeq and is a predicted model, not a curated record. NCBI's taxonomy places the organism in Eukaryota, Fungi, Ascomycota, Eurotiomycetes, Eurotiales, Aspergillaceae. Bases 1 to 2904 code for a protein of 967 amino acids. Gene Ontology annotation, molecular function: small GTPase binding. Gene Ontology annotation, cellular component: cytoplasm; nuclear membrane. Gene Ontology annotation, biological process: protein import into nucleus. The transcript has 8 exons.
AUGGCCAGCAAGGAAGGGGCCUUUGCGCCGGUCCUGGCGGCUGUCGCUACCAUGCAAGGGAAUGUUUCACGCUCCGAGAAGACGCAUGCCCACGAGUUUCUUGAAAAGUUCCAGAAAUCGAUCGAAGCCUGGACCAUUACCCACGAAUUGUUACAAUCUCCAGAUGUUCCCGUGGAGGCAAAGCUCUUCGCAGCAACCACAUUGAAAGGAAAGAUCGUAUUCGAUUUGGACCAGUUGCCUCCGGAGUCCGUCGUGGCAUUGCGAGAUUCGGUUUUGAAUUUGUUGGUGGCAUAUGCGGCGGGCCCUCGUCCCAUCCAGACGCAGCUAUGUGUGUGUCUGGCAAGCCUUGCGAUUCAAAUGCUCGAGUGGAAGGACGUCCUCGUGACAGUCGGUUCAGCAUUGGGAUCGAGCGCCGGUGACUGCGUGCUGGAAUUCUUGAAGAUCCUUCCGGAAGAAGUGACGGAAGGUCGCAAAAUCAACCUCUCUGAAGAGGACCUUAUCACGAGAACAAAGGAGUUGCUGGAAGAUAACGCAGAGCAGGUAAUGCAUCUGUUGAUCCAAUACUCCCAGUCAUCCCCAACUGCGUCGACAAAUCCGCGUCUCUUAGACUGUAUAACUUCGUGGAUGCGUGAAAUCCCCGCAGCGAAGAUUGUCGACUCGCCGUUGAUGGACGUGAUCAUGAAGGCGCUGGACGAUGAUGCGUCGUUCGAAGCCGCCGUCGACAGUGUGUGUACGCUGUACCGUGAUACUCGAGAAGUCGAUGACUCGCUUCCUAUUAUUCAAGCCCUAUACCCCCGAAUCAUGGCCCUCCGGCCCAAGAUCAUUGAGACCUCGGAGUCCGAGGAUACGGAUGCGUUCAAAGGUGUUACCCGGUUGUUUGCGGAGGCUGGUGAGGCCUGGGUUGUUCUUAUUGCUCGCUUGCCAAACGAGUUCCGCGGGCUUGUGGACGCUGUUCUGGAGUGCAGUGCCCGAGACUGGGAGCGCGACGCCAUCUCUCUCACCUUCAUUUUCUGGUACGAGUUGAAACAAUACGUCACCCUGGAGCGGUACAAUGAUGCGCGUCUCGCUUUCAGCGAUAUCUUUUCGCGAUUGGUCGACAUCAUGGUCAAGCACUUGGAAUACCCCCGACCCGAGGACGGUGAAUCAGACUUGUUUGGCGGUGAUCGUGAGGCAGAGGAGAAAUUCCGUCACUUCCGGCACGCAAUGGGUGAUGUGCUCAAGGAUUGCUGCGCGGUCAUUGGUGUUACGGAGUGCUUGUCCAAGGCUUACCAGUUGAUUCAACAAUGGGUGUCCAAGUACGCUUCGCAGGCCAGCAACGAGCAUGUCCCGAACUGGCAGGAAUUGGAGGCACCACUGUUCAGUUUGAGAGCGAUGGGUCGGAUGGUCGACCCUGAGGAGGAUACCGUUCUGGCACAGGUGAUUCCGUUGAUUGUGCAAAUCCCGGAUCAAGACAAGGUACGGUUCCAGGCCAUCAUGGCUCUGGCUCGGUACACAGAAUGGACGGCCCAACAUCCAGAGACACUGGAGCCACAGCUGAACUACGUUAUUUCGGGCUUUCAACACAGCUCUCAGGAAGUCGUCCAGGCUUCUGCGCUGGCGUUCAAGUUCCUUGGAACGGACUGCCAAAAGCUGCUGGGUGGACACAUUGCCCAGCUCCAUUCCUUCUACGAAUCAGUGCUCGACAAGUUGAAGCCAAAUAGUCAAGAAGAGAUCACCGAGGGUGUGGCGGCUGUCGUUGCGGUGCAGCCACUCGACAAGAUCUACGAGACCAUGAAGAUGUUCUGUGACCCUAUCAUGGCCCGCAUCAUGAAUCUGGCCAACAAUGCCAAGGAUGAGGAGGGGCAGCGAGCCGUUGCUGAUCAUCUGCAGUUGAUUACCAUCUUCGUUCAGGUUGUGCAGCCGUAUGUUGGUCCGAAUGUGGAGAACCCGGCUGUGAAAUACUGUGGCGAGAUUCUGUCCAUCAUGACGACCAUUGUCAUGAACUUUACGACAUCGACCCCCAUCCUGGAGCGCGUUUGCCGUUGCUGGCGAUACAUGAUCAUCUCGUAUCGGACGGCCAUGAUCCCUCUGUUGCCUACUUUGGCCCAGAGCAUCGCCAAUGGGUUCGAGGCCUCGCGGGAGGGUUGCUUCCUGUGGGCCACCGACGCAGUUGUUCGUGAAUUCUCAGAGGGGGCUGAGCUGGUGGACCAUUCGACGAGUAGUGCCGUGUUCCAGUUUUAUGAGCAGCAGGCCAUUGCAUUCCUGCGGAUCCUGAAUGACUUGCCACCAGAGCAACUACCAGAUGUGAUCGAGGACUUUUUCCGCCUGUCAUCGGACGCGGUGCGGUACUAUCCCAAGGAAUGCAUAUCGUCAUCUCUAGCGGUGCCCAUCUUCUCCGCAGCCUUGAGUGCUCUCACACUACAGCAGGUGGACCCGCUUAUUGCCACAUUACAUUAUUACCGUGACCUCUUUAGCUUUGCAUUCGAUAAGCCGAUCGUCUCGGAAUUCACUAGCCCCGAAGGCGAGGCCUACGUUAACCCGCCAGAGGUGCAAGCGGCCGUGAAGCAACUGAUCGCCUCGCAAGGCCAACUGCUGGCGCAGCGGGUUCUGACGGGCAUGAUGUUCAUCUUCCCUGGGGACUGCUUCGCAGAUGCGUCGGGAGUGUUGAUGACCAUGUUUGAACUCAUGCCGCAGGAAGCUGGAGCCUGGUUGCAAUCGACGCUCCAGAUGCUUCCGGCGGGUACAAUGAAGCCGGGCGAGGCGGAGCGGUUGCUGAAGGGGGUUGCAGACAAGGUACAAUCGGGAGAGACACGAAAGAUCCGAGUCCUCCUUCAAGAUUUCACCAACUCGUACCGGCGACGAAAUGUGGCACCUCGCGAAGGGCUGGGGCGACUGGAGGCGACACGAUUCCGGUUUAGUGGCUAG